Molecule: messenger RNA, 9839 nt
Organism: Zootermopsis nevadensis
Lineage: Eukaryota; Metazoa; Arthropoda; Insecta; Blattodea; Termopsidae
Gene: Reps
Product: RALBP1 associated Eps domain containing
Biological process (GO): endocytosis; endosomal transport
Cellular component (GO): cytoplasm; plasma membrane
Molecular function (GO): calcium ion binding; protein binding
Source: RefSeq, a predicted model, not a curated record
UGAUGUUGGCUCUGCUCUCGGAGAACUCACGCGUUAAUAAUAAAUAUGGCGACGUCGUGGUGUUAGGUUGUUCUGUAUCAAUGACAUUAAAGUAAAGAGAUACCGGUGUUGAGGAACGACGGUGAAAUGUACAUAUUUAACAGAUAGUAUGAAACACUGUUGAAGUUUGUGGACAUGUAGUUUUAGUUCCGUGCAUUGCCUUCUAAUUAUAUACAGUAUAUUAGGCCAUAACUAAAUCAGUUGGCAAGAAUGGAAGAGGUACAACUUACUGAAACUGAACAGCGGUAUUUCGAUGAUUUAUUCGUAUGCUGUGACUCCGAUAACACAGGGAAGAUUCCGAUUUACAAAGCCUCAGAAUUAUUUCGGUCUGCAAAUCUCCCACUCGAUGUUUUAAAACAGAUAACUGAACUUUGUGGUGGAGGCAGAGUGAGUCACUUGGGGCGUCGUCAGUUUUAUUCAGCUCUGAAACUUAUAGCAGCUUUUCAAGCAGGGCUUCCUUUACAUCCAGAGCUUUUCCAUUCAUCACUUGAUGUCCCUUUACCUCGUUUUACUUGGACCACAUCUGUAGGUAAAUGGGAUCCUCAGAACAUAAGUCGACAGCUAGGCAGCCCAGAUCUCAUCCAGCUAAGUGACACAGACAGGACACCAACUCCACAGCGUGAUCCAGUGGGGAGUGUUCCAAGCAGUGAAGGAGGGGUACAGGUCCUUACAGAGUCCCCCUACCCCAAUGGACAAUCAUGCUCACCAGGCUGUCGACCUGAGCCUAAAGGGAUGUCACCUGAAGCUUCUAGCACAGCGAGUGACUCACCUACACCAACCAACAGUGUCCAUGAGAGGAACUGGACGCAUUGGCAUGGGUUGGUGUGUGAGGAGCAGCGACAGUUGUUGGGUACCGAGGAGGAGUCAUCAGAUCGCCACAGUAGUGAAGAGGACGUUGAAGGGGAUGGAGAAGUAUGGAACAUUACUGAAGAGCAAAGAGAUUACUAUACAGCCCAAUUUCGAUCUCUUCAACCGGACCCAACUGGACUUAUAGCUGGGCCUGCAGCUCGACUUUUUUUUGAGAAAUCACGCUUGCCAGUACAGGAACUUCGCAAAAUAUGGCAACUUGCAGAUGUAACCAAAGACGGAGCUUUGUCUCUAGACGAGUUCAAUACAGCAAUGCAUCUGGUAGUGUUGCGAAGAAAUAACAUUGACCUACCAGACACUCUUCCUCCUUCCCUGGUUCCUCCUCAUCAAGAUCAGGUAAAUGUUGCACCAGCAGAGCCACCCAGCAUAGAUGAGAGCCCUCCAAGUCUUGCCUCUCCGGCUGGAGAGCCUUCGUCUCCACCUAGGAGCAAGGAGUGGACCAAAUUUGUAGACUCCCCAACUAGUUCAGUGUCUUCACCAGGCCCUAAGCCAGUUAACUUUGAUUUCCAUAAAUCAGCAGUAGAACAGGAUCCAAAAAUCUUGCAUCCUGUGCCAUUGCGCCUGACUCCAGAAUCUCAAGGCCUUCCUCCUGCAGAAGACGAACCAUGCAGAUCACCACGCAAAUUAACAGAACCUCAGCAAAUACCAUAUGAGCAGCUGGGUGGUGAAGGCGGUAGUCCAAAAAAAGGCACAGCAACAUUGGAAAACAAUGUAACGUCGUCAUCGGAAAUUAGACCAAUUCAGCGACCGCAACCAAAGAAACCAGCAGCGCCGGGUCCUGGGGCCAUACCACCUCCACCUCAGCCUACAACUCUGUCCACACCUGAUGAGGUAUCAGGAGCAACAACUACACUCUCAGCAGCAGGUCAGUCUGGUCCAACAAGUCUCCCUGUGACUGCUGUAGCAACACAAAUGGUCCCCAAGAAGGAACCCCCACCCCCUCCCCCACCACGACCGUACCGAACGCAUACAAGAAGUUCAUCUUUGGAUCUCAAUCGAUUAGGAAAAUCUGGAAGUCUGCUUGGAGCUCCGCCAGUUGUUCCACCUAGAAUCUCUCCUAGCAAUACCUCACCAAAAAAGCUGAUCGGACAGUAUAGUGAGGGUGAUGUGCUGUCAUUAGUGGGAGAUCGUACAGGCUUUGCGGACUUUGCUCAAUUUGUCCAUGAAGAGGAAAGUUGUGUGGAUGGUGGCCAACCCAGAAGACAUGGUGCCUUUGAGGUUUACAGGAAACCUGUAUCUACCGCUGGUGUGCCAGAUGUCAAUGUAGGAAUGCAGGAUCUGGAUAGCCCCACAGAAGAAUUACAGCAGCAUAGACAUCGCUGUGAAGGAAGGUAUAGUGAACAGAAUUCAUUACAUCGUCUGCAAGAACAGAACUCUCUCCUCAUCAGAGUCUGUCAAGAGCUUAACCAAGAGCUAGCUGAUGUUCAAGAAGAGAGAGCCUCAUUAGAACUUCAGCUGGAACAGUUUAUUGCCCAGGUGGCAGAAUAAUUGAACUGCACAAAGCAAAGCUGAGGCUACUCUGCAAAUAUAAAUUUGAUCAAGAAGCUGAACUCAGAAAAGGCAUUGUAGCAAUACCUUCCUGUCAUGACUGGUCCAGUAGUCAAAACUAAUUUAGUCACGUCAUGAACCUGCUGUGGAAUUUCAUUCACUGAUUAGAAUGUCUUCUGUGUAGCAGAGAAUUACAUCUUGUCCAUCAAAGUAAGCAAGAACCAGAUGUGUAAUAUUCUCUUCCAGUUGUAUUUCCAAAGAUUGAACAACUGUUAUGGAAGCAGUUUGUCCUCCCUUUCUUAGUUGGCUGGUUUCUUACAAGUCACCUUUAUAUGAACUGGGGAGAUUUCUAUAUUUUCAAAAUUGAAUUAUUUUGCUAUAUUUUAAAUUAGUUAUAGCAUAUUAACAUCUACAUCAGUGGUCUCUUACGUGUAGUUCAGAAUUACACAUCAUGUGAUUGAUAAAAGCAGAGUUAGUUAAAAAUUAGAAAUAAAUAGACUUGCAUUUGUAUGUGUAGUUAAAAGUUCUUAUUGAAGUAGUGACUUUAAUAACAAAGUACUGAACCUAACAGUGGAGAGAGACUUUGCGUCAUUUAAGGAAUGUACAACUUAUUAUGUUAUAGAAAUCGAACUGCCUCUGCUUAUUGGAAAAUCUGUCACAGUGAAUAUUCAGACAUCAUUAUGUAGACUUUUUUUUUUAUUACUGUACAGAAAGCAAUAUUUUUAUUGUUGCAUGUCCAUGUCUUGAGAGUACAAGAUGUUUGUAAAAGUUACAAUGCACAAGAGUUAUAUUAUUGUCUAUUGAAAGUGUUAUUAUGUGUUUUACUUUUGCUACUUUAGAUCUUUCAGUUGAGAACAGAGACCACUAAUCUCGGUAUAGCUUACAGUAAAAGGUUAUGCCAUUAUUAUUAUGUUGAAGGUACCCAUAGUUGAUAUACACCACAUUUUAAUAGUUGGUUAUACUCAUCUCUAGGUGAUUGGUUGUCAUUUUGCUGACAUGUUUCAUAAUGGUGAUUGUAAGAAUCAGACCUGCUAGUCAAUGUAAUGACAAACAGUCUCUAAAGAUGGGGUUAGAGCCAAAUUCUAAAAUCUGUAUAUCAAAUAUUCCUGACAGUGGACAGUGUCCAACUUAAUGUUUAUGUUGCAGUACAUUGUCACAGAUCUUUAGAGAAUCAUUGCAGUAAAGAAAUUGGGUGAUACCUAGUGAGAAGGGACCGACCAGUAGGAGUACUGGGUCCUCAUCUAAUGAUGUGUAAGUGAACUAGUCAUUUGUUGAAAAUCAAUAAUCCAUGGACAGUAGGGAGAUUUAAAUGACUUCUCCAUGAUUAAACUUAAUUGAUUCAGAUUUAUAUCAUCAUAGAAAACAAUUUAAUGGCUUCUUUUCAAUUCAUAGUUUAAUAUUUACACUAGCAGGCACCUCAGUGAUAUCCAGUACACUUACAGGAUCUGUAUGUUGUCCUGUAAUUAAUUCCAGCAUUUAACCCUUUGAAUCUGAAGCUUAUUUAAAUAAUAUAUAAGAAUUCAGUCUGACUGCAAAGAAAGCACAGCUCUUCAUCAUUCAGAGAUCAACUGAUUAAUGGUGUUUAAGGAAAUCACUGUUUAUGCUGAGGAUCAUAUGGACCCAUAAAUACAAAAUGAAGUGUUACUGAUUGUUGAAGCAGGUGGGACAUGUAGUUACCAUUUGGGUUUAAAGGGUAAAUUUAUGCUUCUGUAUGUCUUGUUUAUGUUAAAAUCACACAUUUACAUUUCAGAAGUUUGCACACCUUUCCAUUUAAAAUUAAUGAAGUACAAAUGUCUUGUAGAUGCACCCAUGUUUGGUUAGUAUUAAAUCACACAUUUGCAUUCUGAGAAUUUUGCAGGCCCUUCAAUUUCAAAAUUGGUUACAAAACAUAUCCCAUAGAUGGUCCCUGUGUUUUGUUUAUAUUAAAAUCACACAUUUACAUUCCAAGAAUUAUGCAGAUCUUUCUCUUUAAAAACUGAAGAAGUACACAUGUUCCUUAUACACAAUAAAUUUGCAAAUCCUCGAGCAUAUUUUACAAAUACAAAUAUGGAAUUAUGCUGAAGUUCACUGUCAGUAUUAUGAUAUGACUUGUUUCAUGUGCUUACUAGAAGUAGAUUUAUGAAAAACCUUUCCUCUUUCAAAACAGUCUUUUGCAAUGACACCAAGAUGAAUUUAGUUUGGUGUGAAAGAAGAAAAAUUGGUUUAUUUUUAAUGGUUAUCAGUUGUCUGUUACAUACACGUUAUUUGAUGGAAAUAAUCCUUGUAGGACUUGCAGUUAUUUACUGAGAAACCUUUGUUUAAUAUUUCUGUAUUUAAAGUUUUCCUUCAUAAAAGGUUUGAUUUGUAUUUAGCCCCAUUCUCUCCAGUUCAGAUGUAGUCCUGUUCUACCAUAAGAAAAAUGUAAAAUAGUAAUGAUACUACAUGUAAGAGUAUGUUACAUAUAUAAAGGUAGGUAGUCAUUACAAUUUUUUUUAAUUUCAGGAAGUUCUCAAAUUCCUCUUUGAUAGUAGUUUCAGUUAUGCACAUUUUUCUGUGUCUAUUUUGCAGUUUCACAUUUUAUGUAGAUCUUUGUUGAAAUUACCUUCAGGUGUUGGUACACAUUGUCAUUUUGUGCUUUGAUUUCUACCAGUGUCUGUAACAGAAAAGUACAUCUUGGAACAUACUGUGACUGAUCAGGCAUAAUACAGUAUAAAAUUUGUAUUUUAUAUUGAUAUAAAUGAAUAUAUUUUGUCAUUGUUUUGUUUAGUGUACUCUUCUUAUCUUGGGGUGGAUUGUCAUAAAAAGAAAUAAGUUGUACUCAUAACUGUCUAGCAUAAUGUGUUUUUCUGCUGGUUCAGACAAUGCUUAUGUUACUUUACAGUUACUGUACACAUGAUCCCUACAAAAAUAUACAUUGUUCUACGGGAAAUUGGCCCAUAUUCACUCACAAUAACACACUGACACUAUUGCAGCCUUAUCAGUUCUCAUUGAUAACCAUUACUUAAGAUGGUUUUUGACAUCGUUGGAGGUUUAUCUAUAUACAGUAACCACUAGCUAGUAUGAUGUUUGACACUAUUGUGAUGUUAUUCAUAGAUGAAGCCAAAAGUUCAUUAAUUGUACCCUUUUUUCACUCUUUAAUACUGCUUGGAGGUAGUCAUGUACAAAGUACUCUGGCAACUCAGUGUAAUGUAGGUCCAUCUUGGAGUCCACGAUUUGAUAACUGAUAUGGUAAUUUUAAAGGGACCGCAGUGUAGUCUCACCUUAAUAUAAACCUCAUGGUACCCAAAGUAUAAUGUGACAAUUGUGUUGACAACACCCAAGCCACUUUCAUAUCUGGUGUUUGGUAUAAAUUGUAAAUGGUGAUGGCUUAUUUGGUUGAUGAACCAUUGUGUCAUUUUUUUGUCCCUCUGUUUCUGUUUGUAUCUUCCUGUACACUAUUGCAGUAGGUUUGAAUACAUUGUCGGUAUACUAGUUUUCUGAAGUUUCAGCGUUGUCUUGGAGAACCAAGAAUGCUAAUGAGGGAUUACAUGAUUAUAUUUCACUUGCCUUUUUGCAAUCACUGAACUAGUGUGACAUUAUUGUUCAGCAAACUGUUAUUUAUAAUGUAAUUACUGUCUGAGAUGACUUUUAUGCUCUCUGUUACAUACUUUAAUUUAUUUUAAUUAAUGUUUCACUUUUUGAAUGUUUUGAUCAGUCACAAUUACACACAAAGAUUAGUACCUUUUGAUAAAACUUACCUUCUUCAUCAUGUGAAUGCUGACUUAACUGGCUGGUCACUGACAAUAGGCAGUGUCACAGCAGUGGAACUGUGCAGGUACUGUUGAAUCACACAGCAAUUAGUAUGAAUUUUAUGCCCGUUACAUAAUAUAAUUUACUGUGAGGUGGAUGUGUAAUUGAAUGUUCAGUGGAAUCAGUAGUAAAAAAAUGCAAUAUGUUUCACACAUGAUUCAGACAUAAAAAUAAAAUAUCUUGAAAUGAAAUUAGUUAUAAUUUGCAAAAUCACCAGUGACUUAUAUUUUAUUCAUUCAUAAUUAUAGUCUAUAUAUUCUAGUGCAAUGCAUAUGAAGCAGGUCAACGGUCACUGGAUUCUGAGAAAAUACAAAUACCCCAUAUCUCAUUUUGAAACUAUCUUUUAUGAGAGACAUUGGUCUUGAGAAAACUAAUUCAGUUCAAUAAAAAUUAUAUAUCCAACAACUAUUAGCGUUGAGCAGUACUAUAUUAUAGACCAAAUGCGGUUUGGUCUAUAAUAUAGUACUGCUCAGUGCUAAUAGUCGUUGGAUAUAUACAUUUUAUUGAGUCGCUACACGGUAUAAAAGGAUUUAAGAUCAUUCACUUCAUUUAGUGUUUUCCAUAGCAUGCACUAGCUUGUAUGUUUAUCAUUUGAUUUGUACAUUAUUGUUUUUUAACUUUAUUAUUAUUGUGACAUAAGCAUUUAAUAUCUAAUGUUGCUGUCUGGACUCAGUUCACUGGCAUCUUGCUAUGACAUUCUGCAGAAAUAUAGUUAAUGAAAUCUAAGUUGAUUCUCUGUUUGGUUAUGACCCAGUCUAGGGUAAUCCUAAUAUAGGUUAGGCAACAUAGUUUAUAUUGUGGUUCUGAUUUUUUUAUGACCUGUUCCUUCAUUUGACUAGUCACAGACAUAUUUGGAGUUCUUGAUAGUAAAACUGAUAAUUUUACAAAUCCCUUCAUGACAAGAGACCACAUUUUUACAAAGGAAGUCUUGAGUCCCUUUGCUAUAAAGUUUGCCACUAUAAAUUUAGAGAGUCAUAUAAUUUUUAUAUAAAUAUCUUCCAUAUAAACCUACUCCAAAAGUGUGGAUCCCUAUAUGUAGUUCUCUUAGAUCUACUACCCACUUACCAAUAGUCUGUUCAUACAUUUAGACAAAAGAUGAAAAUACACUCAUUACUAUUGUCUAUUUACUCACUUGUGGUGGGUAGACAAGCAUAUUCCUGGAAUCCUGUAUAUAAUUAUUAGUACUUUGUUUAGAAAGUUUAUAGAACUCAUUAUAAGGGUCUCUAUUUUUUCUGAUGAACCAAAUACCAAAGUUGAAAAUUAAAAACAUAAGAGUCUAUUCCUACAUGGAAGUUUAUUUCCUUACUCUUCUAGUAUGAUAGUUCUGUCAUGGAGAUGGCAAACGUAAACAUAAUUCUUCUCUCUUGGAUGCUAUGUAUUUGUUCCUUUCAAAGUUGCAUCCUUUCAUGUACAUACAUUUAUGACAUAGGUACAGUCUCAUUGAAAAUGUAAACCAUAGUUAAUUGAGUCAGCCUCCUAGAUUGUCCAUGGCAUUCAUCACUAGCAGGUGGCUGUUCAACUUACAAAGUCUUUCAUUUUCAGCAUGAUUGAUCCUUAUAUGCAUAGUAUACAUUCAAGUAUCUUAUAUUUAUUGAAUAUGAAUAAUGCAGUUGCGAGAAAUCCAUAUUCUCGUCUACUUUAAGUUCUGAUUGUGCAUAUACUGUCAUCUUGAAUGGGCCAUAUGUCUUGCCCAUACGUUAUGAGUGUCCUCAAAAUCAUUAGACUCAUGAUCAUAAUAAUUCACCAUUUCCAUUUGAUUUAUCCCAAUUCUCAUAGUGUGUUAUGAAUAUAUUUGCUAAGCUCCAGUCUAUUAAUGAUUAUUAUUAGAAUACAUGUAUAUCAUGGAAGAUAUGUUAUUUCAUAAUGUAUUACACUAUGCUACUCACAAGUUUGAAACAGUGUUGAAUGUGAUAAAUAGGGAGAAUCAGACCUAGCAAGAAAGUAAUCAUAAUUUCCUGCCCUUUGCCUUUUUCACUACUGUUACAUUUAGAGAAAUAAGCUUAUUUUUGCUUAAUAAUUUAAGAUAUGUUGUGAUUUGAUUAUUCAAAAAUAGUAUUUGAAAAAAUAUUCCCUUCUUCAUAUCUUCAUUAGAUAAUAUUGGAGACGUCUUGCCACAGACACAUUUGCUCCUAGGUUGCAUUUUGUCAAAAAUUGUAAUUCUAUGAGUAAUGGUAUAAAGCCUAGAUUUUGCCAAGAUUACCAGUCAAAAAAUUUAUGGAAAAAUUGUUGCUGGAAAAGGAAAUCCUAUGUUAAGUGAUACAUCGCAUUGAGCCCUAUUUCCACUCUGAAUCUAAAUGAAUAUUUUUGUAGAUAUCUGGAUUAAGUUCAAGAGCCAUUCCAGACAAAUACAUGUGAUUAAAAUGAUCUAUCAAUCUGAUAACUGUUAAUGUUCAUUUUAUAUAUUUGUUGGUAGUGAUAACAUUUUUAUUGGAUGUUAUGGACUAAAUAUAAGGUAAGUCUGAAUUACAGUUGUAUAGCAAACUGUCCUGUUAUUUCAUAGUACUGAUGUUAACUUUCUGACUGCCAUACCUUGGAAAUCCUAGUCUAGCUUGGAUUGCAACAAGUUAUCUAAUUCAGACGUAUCAAUUGGUGCACCCCACCCCCUUUUGUCUGGCAUUGUUUAUGUAUCCACUAAUAGAUUCCAUAAUCUGUAUCUUUAAACAAACAGAAGGAGUGGUCUGUGUGGUUCUGGUAGUCAGUGUUAGUAUGUUUAAAUACUCAGUAGUCAGAAAGUUAAAAUAGGCAUGAAGCUUGGAGUGAACUGUGGAUUUGCAAAUCUAUAAUGUAAUAUAAAAGUGCAUGAUUAUUUUGUGUGAUAAUAUUAAAAUAUCUUGUGUUAACUGCAGCAGGAAGUUUGCUAAUUGAAGCAUGUUCAUGACAAACCGCGCUGUUAAGUGAGGUGUGUGCAGUGUGUCUAUGUAAAUAUGGGACAUAGGAUUUUGCUCAUGUUUAUUCUUUCAAUAUAUACUUCACAGUGCCCUAAGUUGUAUUUAUAUUUGCAUUGUUAAGUAUCUCAUAUUGAUCACACUUUUAUGAAACGGAAAGAUAUAUGUACAAAUGCUAUAUGAAAUGCAGAUGACUUCUGCCAUAUUAUAAAGCUUUUUGUCUGCUGGCCAGGAAAUAGCUUCAGAUAAUUAGUCACUGCUUAGCUAUGUAGGUGUAUUUCAUAGAAGCCAAUUAUACUAGACAAGUAUUAAAGAAUUUAUAUUGUAAAACAAUUAUAUAAUUGAUAUUUUGUUUGCUCAGGAGAUAUCUACAAUUAAUAUUUUCUCUUAACAAUACUUUUUUUGUGCAUAUGUACAUAUUGAUUGGUUUAAAUAUUAUUUUUCAAUCUGUAUAGUGUUAAAAUAGUUUAGUUCAUUUUAUUUUAAUAUAUAUGACAAUGAAAUAUUUUAAUAUUUUCUUCUUGAUUUAUACACACUGUAAACAUAUGUAAAUGUUUCACCGUUUCAGGGUAUAAAUGCUGAUAAUACCAUAAACGUUUAAUGAAUUAUACAAAUUAUCAACACCAGAUUCACUGGUAAUACUUGUCUAGCUAUGUAUCUCAUUCUCAAAUCAAAAGUUGGUUUGUGCUGGAAGCAAGAAUUAAGUUAAAUUUUACUUGCUCAUGAUGCAUAUGGAGUUGUAUAAAGAUAUCAAUAAGUCACAUGUACAUAAAAUAAACAACUGACAAAUAU